UCAAUACUAAGAUAUUUGUUCAUUUCAUAGGGAAGAGCCUGGACUGGAUUGCCCAAUCACAAUGGACACCCUUUCAAGAGUUAGGUGCUUCACUACCUCUAACAGUUCUUCCAACAUCCCAUUUCCAAGAAUUUCUCCAACUCCUCGCUCCACACUUCCCACUGUUUCAGUCCUAAGAACAAGCCCUCGUCCAGUGAGUGGAGUAGCAGAGGAGGAUGUUUUGCAAAUGUUCUUUAAGGAGAGAAAAUUAAGCGGAGAUUUUAUAUCAAAAGCUUCUGAUAUAUUUUGGCAGAGGGAGGUCCAGCAAUUUGUAGAUGCUGAUGCCGGCGAACCUGCCGACACUCCUCAACAAGCAGAGCAGGUAAUGGAAAGUGAUAAUGAUGGUGGGUUUUUGAAACUGUCAAGAACCCUUGAAUGGGUAUCAGGUGACAACCCUGCACCAGUCAAUAAGAAAGCCAUCGCUAAGGCGUUGCAGGAUGAUAGUGAAAGAAGGAAGAAACUGAACCUCCUCAACUAUGAAGCUCUCAAAAGGGAGAUGAUGCUUUUAUCUGUUGGUAUUGGAACCGCAUGCAGUGGGUAUUGUUUGAUAGUUUUAUCAGCCCAGGCUGCAGUUAGUUACGGGACAGGAGUUCUUUUCAGUUGCUUGUACCUUCAGCUCUUAUACAAACAUGUAGACAACCUGUCCAGAGAAAUCGUUCCUCAAGUUUUCAUGCAAAAGAAGAAGAAGAAAAUUGGAAUCAGAAGUGAGGACCUUAAGGAUUCGAUAGAGAAAUCCAUCAAGGGUAGUGGAAUUGCUCUUUCAUCUCCAAGGCUUGUGAUCCCAGCAGCAAUAUAUGGAUUGUGGGUCCUGUCUCAUCAGUAUUUUGCCAAUGACUUAUUUGAUUUCCAGCUUGUGCCAGCCAUGGUUGGGAUGUUUGUCUAUAAAGCUGCUGCUCUCGUUCAAGUCUAUAGAGAUAAUGAGGACCUGCAAUUUGUCUUUCCAGAAAAUGGGGAUGGUUCAAGUGACUGAAUAUCAUCUUCAUUAGCAAUUAUUUUAAUAGAGCUGGAUGCUUUGCGGAAGUUCAGUGUCAUUAGGGUUAUAAAUUCAGCUUCAUUUUGCAAGCCUACCUAUGUUGACUUCAGUACCUAGAUUCAGCCUAGGAAAUCACCUACAAGAUGUCCAAAGCGAAAUACUGCAUUUCUUUUAGGAUCUGAUUCCAGCAUGGUUAGCUGGUUCAUAUUAAAACUCUGCAAGUUCUACUGGUAAGGGCUAAACCUCUACUCUCAAGCAUGAUGACCUUCUCAGUGAGGCUAUUACUAACAUCUGUUCCAAAUUCAAGUAUGGUGCCUAAUACAUGUAUGUGCCUAUCUUUAUGACGAACGUCUCUGUCAAAAGUUGUUACUUUUGGGUGAUUAUGUCAUAUGUUCUUUCUCAAUGGUGUCAAUAACUUUACCUCAAGAAAAAGAGGAAAAUUUUCCUACAAAUUGAUGGAAUCAAAUCUACUGGUAUUAAUCUUUUCA
Messenger RNA from Quercus robur (English oak), 1500 nucleotides. RefSeq lists its product as uncharacterized. The transcript has 9 exons. The record is from RefSeq and is a predicted model, not a curated record. The coding region runs from base 62 to 1009 and encodes 315 amino acids. NCBI's taxonomy places the organism in Eukaryota, Viridiplantae, Streptophyta, Magnoliopsida, Fagales, Fagaceae.